CGGAUGUUGAUUCGGAAAUGCUGUUGUGUUUUCCUUGAAACUAGCUUCAUGGCUUUAAAUCUCAGAUAACAGUGUAAAACUUUGCCUCAGAGAGGAGACGAAUACACAUUUACAGCUAAAGCUAAACCUUUCAUGCGGUUAUGACGUGACCAGUUACUGAGCUCCACGGGUAACGUUUUUAAAUACCCGUAUCACUUGAGAAAAGUGUCUGGACUGAGCAGAAUGCUAGCAUGUGUCGUUAGCAAACCACUGCAGGAAAUUAGCUCGUUAGCAUAGACAUACAGCCAGCCCAAAUGUUAUCAUGAGACUUAAGUGUUCCUCUUUAUGCUCGUACUCGAUUUAAAUAACACUGCGCAAUGGACACCGAGGCAAUAGUGAUCCGUAUAAAAACGCCAUUAGGGGACAUGGACUCGGCCGUUGACUGUCCAUCUCUUCUGAACUUCAAUGACUUACUGGUUGCAAUCAGAGAUGUCAUGCCUGAAGCCACUGUCACGGCCUUUGAAUAUGAAGACGAGGUGGGUGACAGAAUCACUGUAAGAAGUGAUGAAGAACUCAAAGCCAUGUUGUCAUAUUACUUCAACACAAUGAAUGAACAACGCAUGAAUGGACUUCUGCCUGACCCUCUACAGAUUUUUCCACGAGCCGGCAAGACUCCAGGGAUCCGGAACAUACAUGGCCUGAAGGUUAAUACAAGACCUAACCCAGCCAAUGACUGCACACAUGGUGUCCCAGACUCUAUGGCCAACAACAGCUUAAAAAAAUCAUCUGCUGAGCUGAAGAGGAUCCUGACAAAUGGGCAGAUAAAUGCCCAAGAUAUCCACUAUCAAGAGCAACUUGGCCAUGGAAACGGAGGCACAGUUUACAAAGCGUACCAUCUUCUGGGCAAUCGGGUUUUAGCUGUCAAGGUCAUUCCCCUGGAUAUCACAGUGGAAUUACAGAAGCAAAUCAUGUCAGAAUUAGAAAUUCUAUACAAGUGUGAUUCACCCUACAUCAUCACCUUCUUCAGUGCCUUUUUUGUAGAGAACAGGAUAUCCAUAUGCACAGAAUUUAUGGACGGUGGUUCUCUGGAUGUGUUCAAAAGAAUCCCAGAGCACGUGCUGGGGAGGAUAGCAGUGGCAGUAGUCAAAGGCCUGACAUAUCUGUGGAGUCUGAAGAUACUUCACAGAGAUGUCAAGCCUUCCAAUAUGCUGGUGAACACCCGAGGACAAGUCAAGCUCUGUGACUUUGGUGUCAGCACACAGUUGGUGAAUUCUAUAGCCAAAACGUAUGUGGGAACUAACGCAUACAUGGCGCCGGAAAGGAUAUCAGGAGAACAGUAUGGUAUCCAUGCAGAUGUCUGGAGUGUGGGAAUCUCUUUCAUGGAGUUGGCGCUAGGCAUGUUCCCCUAUCCACAGAUUCAGAAAAACCAAGGAUCUUUAAUGCCUCUCCAGUUACUGCAAUGCAUCGUUGAUGAGGAUCCUCCAGUUCUUCCUGUUGGCCAGUUCAGUGAGAAGUUUGUUCACUUUAUAACUCAGUGUAUGCGGCGGCAACCCAAAGAGAGGCCUGCCCCUAAUAACCUCAUGGAUCAUUCCUUCAUCAUACAGUUUAACGAUGGUAAUGCAGAGGUGGUGUCGAUGUGGGUUUGUCGCUGUCUGGAGGAGAGACGCGCCCAGCACGCUCAGGGACACGUCUGACGUCCUUGUGCUGUCCGCCCCCGAUGGACCAGGACGUUUGAUCCCAAACCUUGAACACUUUUCAAAGGCCUCAGGGUCAAGUAUGUCCGUAUGCACUGAACAAGUGACUCAGUCUACAUGGAGCCAAAUCACUAGAUGUUACAAACUUUAUGCGAGUAAUUCUUAAGCAGCACUGUGAGGAGCUCACAUCCUUUGAACUUUGCAUCUUAAUCUGCAUCCAAGAAGUGCACAGAGGUCUGCGCUUUCUUUCGAACAUGGGUCUCCAUCCGCAGUUUGGUCCCCACAUUUUUCAAGAGUAUACAGAAACGCAGUGAGCACGUCAGUCUGGUGAAUAGAGAUAAACAAACCAGAUUUAAAAGACCAGUGACAAGAAACAACUUCAAAGCAUAAGACAAAUUAAAUGCAUGGCAAAAGAAUGCUCUUUUUCUGGGACAGCAUCUCAAAUAACCGUCUUGUGCUUUACUGUAGACAGCCCUCUAGUGAAUGUUAAGGUUUUUGACUGUAAGUAACUGCCCAUGUGUGUGCCUGUUUUCCCAGUGCUGUAAUGUAUUACCUCGGCAAACUUAUGUUGUCACUGUAAUAGCAAAACUCCCCCCAAC
This is a messenger RNA of Perca flavescens (yellow perch), 2272 nucleotides long. It is a transcript of the gene map2k5, whose product is annotated as mitogen-activated protein kinase kinase 5. NCBI's taxonomy places the organism in Eukaryota, Metazoa, Chordata, Actinopteri, Perciformes, Percidae. Gene Ontology annotation, molecular function: MAP kinase kinase activity; protein binding; ATP binding. The record is from RefSeq and is a predicted model, not a curated record. The transcript has 22 exons. Gene Ontology annotation, biological process: protein phosphorylation; MAPK cascade. Bases 357 to 1673 code for a protein of 438 amino acids.